UGCUACUACUGCUACUUCUUGUAUAUGUAAUAUAUGAUGGCAACAAAGAAAUAGAAAAUAAAAUAAAAUAAAAGAAUGAGGUGCUAAUUAUUGAAGAUAAUCUCUAUGGAUAAUGAGCAAAAUCAAAUUGAAAGACAAACAAAACAUCAAUGAUAAUGAUGAGAGUGUGUUAUGGCGGAAUUUCACAUUAUGCUUUUGUGAUGAUCAUGAUCAUCAUGGUGAAUUGUUUUUGAUUGUGACCCUGAUUGUUCACAAUGAUGGCGUUGAUCACAAAUCACAAUUUUAAUCAUCAUUUGUAUUUCAGAGUUUUUUUUUUGGUGGUUGACAAUUAUUAUGCUACAAUGUAAAUAUUAUGUGGCCACAAAAAUUUUCGAAUAUUAUCACACAACAUUGUUGUGUUGUUGUCGUCGUCAUGGUUAAUGAGUAUUAAAAAAUUUCGAUAAUUUUCAAUCGACAAUUAAAUUCGAAUAGAAAUGAUCAUCAUGACAAAAAAAAAUUGGCAUAUUUUCAUGACCAAUUUCAAAAAGAGAGAUCUUUGAUCUUCGAAAAUAUUGUUGACUAGAAUGAGGAGGAAGGGCUGAAUCAACAUCAUAUGAGCUGUUUUUUUUUCGAUGACAAAAAUAACGUUGUCAAAACGUUUUUUUGUUGUUGGUAAAUGUAUAACACUGAUGUCAUAAUUAAAAAAUGGAAAGAAAAGAACCAGAAAAUGACGAAAAUCCAUCAAAUUCAAUGAUAUUCUGCAAUGCGGACAUGUUUUGAUAAUACGCAUGUCUGCAUUCAAUUUAUGGAUGAAUCUUGUCUGCUCAAAUAUUUCUUGUUGUUGUUUUUAUUAUUAUCCAAAACACGCUUUUUAUAUUUAUCUCCACGUUGUUUGAUUUUUUUUUUGUUACCAAAGAAAAAACACGUUCCUCGUCAUUUUUAUGUGAAUUAAUUACGACAAUAACAAUUAAUAAUGGCCAACACAAUGGACAAUAAGAAUAACAAAACAAAAUCGUAUGAUGAACAAUUUGAUCUGGAAAAAUUGUUUGCCGAAAUGAAUAAAGAAAAAUUUCUAAUACAUUUUGAAUAUUUUAUUAAAUAUUCUGAUGAAUGGUAUUGUUCAACCAAUGGACAACGACCAUUGUGUAUAAAUGAAAUUGUAACGAAAAUAACCGAUAAUCUAUUGAAUAAUGUUUGUUUAUCAAAUUUUAAAUAUGAAAAAUUAUUAUUCCAAAUACAAUGGCAAAAAUAUCUGUUCAACACUGGUGAUAAUGAUAAUGCGGAAGAAUCAUUAAAACCAUCAAUAUUUGUUCAUUUUAUAGCCGAAUAUGUACAGAUAUUUCCGAAUAGAUGUGAAAAAUUUUUGGAUGAUUUUCUAUUCAUUUUAAGAGGCCAAUCAACCGACAACAACAAUGAAACUGUGAUCGUGAAUGAAAAAGAAAUGGAAUUAUUCCUAUGUUUGAAACAAUCAUUUCAAUCGUUGAUAUCGAAUGUGAAGAAUUUCGAAUUUAUUCUAGUACGAUUGAUGAAAAAACAUUAUCCAUUCAUACAUAAUUCUAGUGUACAUGAAUUUAUUUGUUUUGCAUUCAAUAUGAUUCAAUUUGUUGAACUAUUUUCGUUUGAUAAUGCAAUCGAUUUGAUGGAUUUUUUAUUUAUAAAAUUAUUAGAAAUUGAUAUGGAACAAUUUUUCAAUGAAUUUGCCAACCAGAAUAAAGAAAAUUCGAAUGUAUUUGAAAUUGAACUUGAAUCAUUUUCGAUCGUCGACAAUGAUAAUAACAAUGAACGAUUUAAAAAAUUGAAAAUUCUUGAUUCCAUACUCAGCAUAUUGUUUAAUCAGAUUGAUGAUCAUCUAAAAUGUCAACAUGAACAACAGCAGCAACAACAACAACAGAAUGAAAAUGAAAACAAUCAUUGGGAUAAAUUGAUACAAAUAUUAACAAGAAUAUUUUUUCAACGUAUUCUAUCAUCAAAUUCUAUACAUUGUCAAUAUCUAAUAUUUUAUAUUUGUUCACAAUCAGAAUCAUAUUGUGAUAUUCUUGUCAAUGAUCUUUGGACAUUGUUAUCCACCACACAAACACCGAUACGUAUACGACAAAGUAGUAUAAAUAUUAUCAUUUCUCUAUUUCUAAAUGGACGUUUUAUCAAUACAAAUUCAAUAUUUUCAUUAUUGAAACUUAUACUACAAUCAUUGAACAGCUAUCUACUACAUUCGAAUCAUCAUCAUCAUAGUGCAUCAACAACAAUGAAAUCAAAUAUGAAUGAAAAUGAUUUAAUCUAUUAUCAAUUGUGUAUUGGUUUCUGUCAACUAUUCUGUAUAUUCCAUAAUGAUUUUAAUCGUAAUCAAAUUGAUUAUUUAAAAAAUAUGGACAUGAAACGUACUAUAUUAAUAUCUGAUUAUAAACCAUUACAAUAUGUUUCAUUGGAACUUGGUGAACAUUUUAUACAUCUUUGUAAUUAUUAUCGUAUUGGUUAUGCAAAUAUUUCCGAUAUUCAACAUCGUACAUUGAAUCAAACAUUUUCAUCACAUCAAUCGAAAACUUGUCAUUUUGGUAGCUGUUAUUUGAAAACGGUUAAAAAUCGUAUUCAAUUACAUGUUAAUGAUUUGGAUAAAUUAUUUGAUGGUACAAAUGAAAAUUUUGGCUAUCAAAUUCGUAAUGAAUCAUUAUUCAAGAAAAAUGAUUCA
This is a messenger RNA of Dermatophagoides farinae (American house dust mite), 2662 nucleotides long. RefSeq names its product RNA polymerase I-specific transcription initiation factor RRN3 homolog Tif-IA (gene Tif-IA). Gene Ontology annotation, biological process: transcription initiation at RNA polymerase I promoter. Gene Ontology annotation, molecular function: RNA polymerase I general transcription initiation factor activity; RNA polymerase I core binding. The record is from RefSeq and is a predicted model, not a curated record. NCBI's taxonomy places the organism in Eukaryota, Metazoa, Arthropoda, Arachnida, Sarcoptiformes, Pyroglyphidae. Gene Ontology annotation, cellular component: nucleus.